AUGGAUAUCGAAUCCUUACCUGACAUGUCAGUGACGGACCCUCGUGAUGGCAAGCGGGUCGCUCUCAAGAAGAUGCCCCACGUCUUCCAGAACCUCAUCUCGUGCAAAAGGGUCUACCGGGAGCUCAAGAUGCUCUUCUUCUUUAAUCAUGACAAUGUUCUUCGAGCUCUGGAUAUCCUUCAGCCCCCACAUGUAGACUUCUUUGAAGAGAUAUAUGUUGUGACAGAGCUUCUGCAAAGCGACCUACACAAGAUCAUCGUAUCUCCUCAGCCUCUUAGCUCAGAUCAUGUCAAGGUCUUCCUCUACCAAAUUCUCAGAGGUCUCAAGUACUUGCAUUCUGCAGGCAUCUUACAUAGGGAUAUCAAACCGGGCAAUCUUCUCGUCAACAGUAACUGUGUACUUAAGGUGUGUGACUUUGGUCUGGCCCGAGUGGAGGAGCCCGACACCAGCAAACACAUGACCCAGGAGGUCGUGACCCAGUACUACCGUGCCCCUGAGAUCCUAGUAGGGAGCAAGCACUACACCUCCGCCGUGGACAUGUGGUCAGUGGGCUGCAUCUUUGCAGAGCUUCUUGGCCGACGGAUCCUCUUCCAAGCCCAAAGUCCAAUCACUCAACUCAAUUUAAUCACAGAUCUUCUAGGAACACCAUCCAUGGAGGAUAUGAAGUACGCUUGUGAUGGAGCACGGGCGCACCUUCUACGCAUGCCACAUAAACCGCCUUGCCUCUCAGCUUUAUAUGGUCUCUCCAGCCACGCCACACAUGAAGCUGUCCAUUUACUCAGUAGAAUGCUUGUCUUCAAUCCGGACAAGAGAAUUUCAUGUAUUGAUGCCCUUGCCCACCCUUACUUGGAUGAGGGAAGGUUACGUUAUCACACAUGCAUGUGCAAUUGCUGCCACAAUACGUCGGCAGGCCGGCAGUACACCGGCGAGUUUGAACCCGCUGCACCACAGAGGUUUGAUUGUUUAUACGAGGACGAUCUCCAUACAGUUUCACAGGUCAAAGAAGCGUUACACAAAUUCAUCACGGACAGACAUCAGGGUAACACUGUACCUCUAUGCAUCAACCCACAAUCAGCCGCCUUCAAAAGUUUUGCAAGGACUGGGAAAAAGGUUUUUGAUGUACCAACAGAUGCUGCCAAUUUACUCAUUCCAGUUCGUCCGUAGCCAGUGCAUCAGAGCUGCCACCAUCACCCCAACCGUGGGACUGAUGAGAAGGCCGGGAGGGGACCAUGCCCCGCCCCCACCCACCAGCCAGCCACGGCAACCAACGAAUAACAAACAAGUCUUGUCCAGAUACUAUAUUCCAAGCCUUACUGUGUGUUGAAGGAGGGAGAGCUUUGUAAGAAUUGCCAAGAAAUAUUUAUAGCUAGUGCCUCGACUAUUUAUGAGCGCUCGUCUCCCUGUCUCCUCCUCCUAGACCCUAGUUCUUGACUGAGUAGAGCAAUACUGACUGUUUGCCCCGCCGUCUCAACUGCUUGUGACUUGACCUUUGACCUCUACGUACUUUUGACCUGUGAUGAAGGAGCAGAGUUAUAUUUUUAAGGUGUGUGAUAUGCUCCAUUCAACAGAUGUGCUAUAUUAUUUCAAUCGAGCAAAAGAUGCUGCAACAUGUGUAUAUCUGUCAAAUGAACUGAGAGGCAUCGGUGACAAUCCCACGUUCCUUUUAACAAAUCUGUAUGUGCCACAGGUUUCUGCAAAUUGGCAAGACCAGCUGUAUUCAUUUAAGGUGAUUUUAAGUUUUUAAUUUAUGUUCCUGCAUUGCUGCAUUCUGUACCCCUGGCUGCCACAAAAAAAUUGCAGAGAAUGAUAUUGUGCAGAUUCCUUUCUGAGAUGCUGUGAUUCUUGAGAACACAUGGCUGUAUCAGAAUUGCUCCAGAUUGAUUUGUAUCAGUAAUGUUGAGGUAUCUUUUUGAAAUAUCUCAAAGGAGCUUACGUUCUUACUACCAAGCCCGAAUUCAUAUAGGAAAGUCCAUGGACAUCCAUUCCUCGAUUUUAACUUGAAGGUUUAAAUACAUCAACAUUCAUUUUGUGUAACAAAGCUAGUUGUGAAAAGGGAACGGGGACAACUUUGAAGCUGCAACCCCCUAAAGAUGACCUUUUUUCGAGCUUGCUGCAAACAAAAUAUACUUUGAGCCAGGAUCCCUUUGAUGCCUCAUUUAAAUUAUUUCCUUGUUUCAAGAUGACCAGUACUACCCAACUCAUUAAAUCUAAUUUUCAUCUUCAUUUUCUCUAACAUUAAGUUAAAAAUAUUCUUCAGUAUAGUAAAUUUUCCUAAAAUGUGUGAUUUAAUUAUGAGAAGAAUUUACAUUAUUUUAUCAGAGAAGGUUUUGCUUGGUUCAUACCAUUUCUUGAAUGGAAUAUAUAUCGACUUUUAAGAAGUUGAUCUUUUAAUUUUUUAAAAGUGAAAAACCGCCGCAGUAUUUUGAUAGUCAAAAUGCAUUCUCAUUGUUACACCACAUUUUUUUUUGUAGGAAAUAUUUCUCAUUUUGUCACCUUUACUGUAUCUUAAUGAAAUAUUGAAAUUCUGUACAGGAUGAGUAUUGAAUAAAAGAAAUUAUUUAAAUUGAAUAGUCCAAUUCUCCCUUUCAUUGAAUGCUUUCAAUUAUUGUCAGUAUUGUAUUUAACAUUUUUUGUUUAUAGACAAGCUAAUUAGUACUCUACGUACGAUGCAAUUAUUUUUAUGUGUAUUGACUUCAAUGGCCUGUGCAUUUGUAUCAUAUCUAGAUAUGCAAGAAAAGGACAAUUACGUCUUUAAGCUUGUAUUUUGUAAUAUUGUAUUGCCACAAACAAUGUAGAUUUAUUUGUGCAAUUUGUUUUUAAACCACAAUCUCUAAGUACAGGAUUUGGUUUUUGUUGUUUUCUUCCUCAAUUCCAAAAGGGAUUAAUUGAUCUCAUUUACCCUCUCUGUUAAUCAUAUUUUGUUUUGAGAUGAAAGCUGGAUGAUGGGUUUAGAAACUCUAUUGCAUAUACCUCGAGAAUGAAGAAAUGAUUUGUUUGUAAAUUAUUGCUGAAGUAACAAUUAAUCUGAAGUGUAAUUGCCAAUCAUGUGAUAUAAGGUCUUGCAGAGUCAUGUGUAUUAACUUAUUUAUAUUGUUUAAAGUCUCUGCAUCCUUGUUAGGCUAGAUAUAUGUAUAAUUAGAAAGUGGAUGUGAUCUCCAAAGAAGAUGUCUACAGGAGUAGAAGGUGUUUGUGAACUGUGACUCCUCCCUAUUUUGAAGCAUCAUCAUGGAGAUAUAUGGUGUGGUAUUGUGCAAGAUAUAUUCUGACAGAAAGAACCAUAUUUCAUGUAUGUUGGUGCUCCUUCCUUUGCAAUGAAAAACUUUUGCUACAAAUUGGGAUUCAAUCCAACGAAUAACAUUGCUCUGAAGGAUUUAGCUGUUGUCAUGGCAACACAUAGAUAGCUGGAUGUGUCGGUUGCAUGUUGAAAUAGCCGGAACUGACCGGCCGAUCAUUGUGUGAUUGGUUUAUAAGUGAUCUAGCCAUGUUUUGUGAUAGAACUUAAUUUAUAUGUAUAUUACUUCAUCAUUUUUUAUAUGGGACUAGUUGGGUAUUUCGGAUGUACAUUUUUUGUAGAAAGAGAGAAAGAAUGAUAACAAUGCUGCAUCAGGCGUGUGUCAUUUUAGUCUAAAUCAUUUUCUGGGUUUGAACGCACCUAAUUUGAUUGCGCAAUUCUUAUUUAAGUAGUGUUAUAUAUAAAAAUAGAAAUAGUGAUAAAGACAUUGUGUGAUAUGUUUCAAUUUAUUUGUUUUGGGUUUUUUUAACUCUUAUAUUUGUGUGUCAUAUUUGUAUGAAGUUUAGCCUUGUACAUUGUGUAUUCAAUGGGCACAUUGUUGUUUGGUCGUCAUGGAUAUUUGUAUCUGUGUAAAAUAUUUUCUUCGUCAAGAUAUUUCAGUUUUCUUUGACUUUUAUACAGAUGUAUAUUUUUUGGUUGUAAGUUUUGAUUCAUGUGCAUGUAGGAAGGUGCAAGAAGCCAAGAACUUUUAGGUUACUGCUUUGAAAAUAUAUCUACAUCUCACAAUAUCUUCCCUUUAAUUGAAUUUGGUUUCUUGGAAAAAUAAUAUUUAUUUCCUUUAAUGUUAGUUAUUUACAAACAUACAGGUAGAAAAACCAUGAAUCUAGUGUAUGCAACAUUGCAGAUUCUGACAAAAAUGCAUUUAUAUUUUUUUUUCCUUUACCAUCAGAUUAUAACAGUUCCAUAAUAUGGAGGUACAUUUGCUUAUAUAUUGGACAUACAUGUAGGUAUCAUAAUGCAAAAUUGAAUGAUUUUGCAUUUUGUUUUGAGGGUUAUUAAAACAAAAAUAGUUUUAUUGUUACUAGACCUUUAUACAUGAGCCUUAAGCCCAAAUUCCUUUGUGGAAAUGUAAUCAUGCAAUCAAAUUUGAAUUUUCAUGGAUGAUGUAUUCUAGUUUAAUUGCAGUUUUAAUUGAUAGUAAACGUGAUAUCCACAUGGGUGUUGCCAGGGUAUUUUGAAGUGGGGGGAGGGGGUGGUAAGAUGAUCUAAAGGUGACAUCAAUAUUUGUUUUCAAUUGUUUUAUAGGGGUAAUAUAGUUACAUUGUCCAUAUCUCUCCCUUAUGUACACUUUCACCAUCAUUUCUUCCCCCCCCCCCAUUUUCCUGAUUUUUUCCCUUAAUAAAAAAAAAAUCGGGUGGGGGAAGGGCAUUUUUCUGCCCCCCCCCCCCUGUGGUGCCACCCCUGUAUUCAGAUACCUAAGUGAAUGAGAUAUUACAGAAUCAGACAUUUAUCAGAAAGUAUAAAAUUUGAGAUAUUAAACACCAUCACAAAAACAACAACUUAUCAUUUUAUGGUUUAUUCCGAAAAAACUUCAGUUUCUUGCAGAGAUAUUGAUAUGUUAUUAUGAUACAGUUACACAAAUUUAUUAGGAUAUAGUAACACUAAAUAACGGUACUUUUAUUGUAAAAUUUCUUUAUCUGGUGAGUGUUUCAUAAAGCUGUUUGUAAGUUGUGAGUGACUUCAGGAACGACUGGUGAUCCUCUCUUAGGAACUAAACACCAGUGGAAAUUUGGCUUGUAUCAUUUACCACAAAGGAUCACCAGUCAAUUGCAAAGUCGCUCAAAACUUUCGAACAGCUUUAUAAAACACCCAUCAGUAAUAUUUUACAAAAGAACACAGACAAAUUAUCAAUGGAUUAGAUAAUAAAAUAA
Molecule: messenger RNA, 5163 nt
Organism: Lytechinus pictus (painted urchin)
Lineage: Eukaryota; Metazoa; Echinodermata; Echinoidea; Temnopleuroida; Toxopneustidae
Product: serine/threonine-protein kinase NLK-like
Exons: 12
Coding region: 1-1164 (387 amino acids)
Biological process (GO): intracellular signal transduction; protein phosphorylation
Cellular component (GO): cytoplasm; nucleus
Molecular function (GO): ATP binding; MAP kinase activity
Source: RefSeq, a predicted model, not a curated record